Drosophila rhopaloa is the source of this 4553-nucleotide messenger RNA. RefSeq names its product SRSF protein kinase 3 (gene Srpk79D). The transcript is spliced from 8 exons. NCBI's taxonomy places the organism in Eukaryota, Metazoa, Arthropoda, Insecta, Diptera, Drosophilidae. The coding region runs from base 603 to 3599 and encodes 998 amino acids. Gene Ontology annotation, biological process: regulation of mRNA processing; spliceosomal complex assembly; protein phosphorylation. The record is from RefSeq and is a predicted model, not a curated record. Gene Ontology annotation, molecular function: protein kinase activity; ATP binding.
AACCCGAAGGGCAGUCCGUCGGAGAGUUCCAGCGAAGUGCGGACAAAGGAGAAGACUUUUCCUGGUUGCUGCUCCUGCUGCUGCGCUGCUCCUGCCAGAAAUACAGAAGUGGAAAAUGUGAUGUGCUCGCUUUAAUUGUCGAGGAUAAAUCAAUUCCGCUGUUAACCAGAUUACUGGCGCGUACGUAGCUAAAGGCAGCGGAAUCGAAUUGGCCAAGUCGGAGGCAGGCCGUGGAAAAACCCCCCUCGCGAACCAGUUCGUGGCAGUGUGUGUGUGUGUGUGGCUUUUCGCCUUACUUUUUUCAUGCGCAAUUUGGGUUACAAAGCGAGAAAAACUCUGCUUAAAAUGCAUUAAAAUGUUUUAGGCACGGGCUUCAUUGAUUUUCCUACGCACAAAAGUAUGUUACACGAAGUCCAAACCAGCAACAGGAACAGGAACAAAGGAAGUAGACCAGCGAUGAGGACAAAGACGCGAGUAAGCUGCUUCUAGCUGCCCAGUGGUCACCAGGACUAGGCGAGGGACCAGCCCCGCACAGAUCAGGAUACUCACCCCGGGCGGAACGCAGCGCAGGCAUCCUGGCGCCGGUACUGCCCAGUAGCGGCAUGGCCGGCCUCGUCGGCUCCGCCAACGGAAAGCACCACCCUCACCUCAUCUCGCCCACCCACUCGACUCUGCCGGCCGGCAUAUGCAGCAGUGAUAGCGGCAUCUCCACGCUGAGUGCCAUCUCGCCCCCGCUCUCCACCGCGACCACGACGGCGUCCGGUGCAGGCGGUGGAGUGGGCGGCAGCGGCGGUAGCCCCCAGCUUCGCACCUCGCCUGCGCUGAGCAUGCUGGGCAGUGCCACGGCGACGGCCAGCGGGAGCACGGCCUCGGCUGGAGGUGGCCUCACCGCCGGAAUCCUGGGCCCGGCCGCCAGCAUCGACUUGGGCAGUUCGCCGCUCUCGCAUCGCAACUACAGCAACUCGCUGAAGGGCUUCAGCUUCCGGCGCAGCUUCGACGACAAGAUCAUCACUCCGCCCUACUUGUCGCGCGCCCCCGCUUACGCCCACGGCAUCCCCUAUCCGCACUUUCAUGCUCCCCAGCCCGGCCUGCACCUGCACCACCAUGGAAACGGCACUGCAGCGGGAUCGGGAUCGGGGUCGGGAUCUGGCGCUGGAUCUGGAGGAGGACACUAUCAGCAGCCGCUUUCACUGGCCUCGAUGUCUGGGGCCCUGCCACUGGCGCCGCUCUACGGAUCCCCGCUGUCGCUGCCGCUGACCUCCUCGCAGUCCACCACCAAGCUCUCCUACCGCGACGACUUUCUGCAGCAGAUUGGCUACCUGCCAACGACGCGCAUCUACAGCACCCCGACCAGCAUCGUGGACGAGGACAAGGCUCAGCAGGACUUCCUCUCGCUGUCGCUCUCCCCGCCGCUCAACCGACGCCGGGACAUGCCGGCGCUGCGCGGUCCCUUCGUCAGCCUAUCGGAGCCCCGCGGUACUCUAAGCACGACGGACGAAAUCUACCCGGACUCGUCCGACAGCAGUCUGUACGUUUCGGACGAGGAGCAGGAAGACGCCUCUCAGUACUGUCGUGGUGGCUACCAUCCAGUGGUCAUUGGGGACAUCUUCGACAAUCGGUUUCGCGUGGUGCGCAAACUGGGCUGGGGCCACUUUUCCACUGUAUGGCUGUGCCGGGAUCUCAAAGACGAGAAGUACGUGGCCCUCAAGGUGGUGAAAAGUGCUCCGCACUACAUCGAGACCGCUGCAGACGAGAUCCGACUGCUGGAGGCAAUCCGCGAUGCUGACCCCAUGGACGUCAAGCGGGAGAGGAUCGUGCGGCUGAUGAACCACUUCACGGUGCGCGGUGUGAACGGGAUGCACACGUGCCUGGUCUUCGAGGCGCUUGGCUGCAGCCUCUAUAAGCUGAUCGUGAAGAAUAAUUACCAGGGCCUGGCCAUCGCCCAGGUGCGCAACAUAAUCCGCCAGGUGCUGGAGGGACUGGACUACCUGCACAGCAAGUGCAGCAUCAUUCACACGGACAUCAAGCCGGAGAACAUCCUGCUGGUGAUCGACAAUGCCGCCGCGAUGAACCAGCAGAUUGACGACGAGAUCAACAGUCUGCGGGUAAAGGGGGCCGAUUUCCCCGACUCUUACAUCAGCUCUAUCGAGAAGCAGAUAAAGUCGCGGGCCAAGUGGCCCCUCAUCGAGCCAAAUGGGUCGGCCAACACCAAUACGAACACCAGCAACAGCACGGCGAACAACUCCAAUUCGUCGACGCCGCUGGCCGCUGUGAUCAUGUCCUCGCUGGACAAAGAAGACACCACCACCACCUCGUCCACGCUCAACUCCAACACCACCUCCUCGCUGGCCUCCAAGUACUCCAGUCUGUUGGGGGACAGCGAGUGUAACGGAGGCCUCGGCGGAUCAGCGAACCUGAACAACCGCUACCGAGCCGAGAAGAAAAUCACUGCCAAGUCUUCUGGGGAUUGUGAGGAAGAUCCCGAGUCCGACACGCUGGGCGAGCAGAGCAUGGCCACCGAUACGCCCACCGAUCCCGAUCCCGAGCUCGAGCAAGAGACAGAACCCGAGGCCAGUCCCAGCGAGGUCGAGGUCCCUGAGCUGCCCACCCCGAACUCCACCAAUAACUCCUGUCCCUCCCACAACACCAAUACGAUAGCCAAGUCCAAGAUCAACUCGAGCACGUGCACGUCCUUGCCCAACGAAUACAGCCUCGCCAACACGAACACCAAUAGCGAUACAAUAUCCACUUCCGCCCCUCCAAGUGCCACACCCACACCCUCCACCGCCUCUGCCACGCCACCCAGCACGUGCACCCCCUCGUUCACGCAUAUAGCGCCUACAACAGCUCCAACUACCAGUACAACCUGUACAACAACAGCCGCAAGCACUGAGCUCUAUAAUGGCGAUCAUACAACAACAAGCACAUCAAGAACAACAACCAACGCGAUAUCCUCCGCGACAACAACGACAACGACAACAACCAUCGCUAAACUAAAUGUCAAUGCCAAUGCCAUUCCUUCGCAGAACCAGAGUCAGAGUAGCCAGAACAACACCUAUACGAUCCAGUCGCUCAUCAACAACAGCAACGUCCGUGUGAAGAUCGCCGAUCUGGGCAACGCCUGCUACGACUAUCAUCACUUCACUGAGGACAUUCAGACGCGCCAGUAUCGAUCGAUCGAGGUGCUGCUGGGAGCGCCGUACAAUUAUACCGCCGACAUUUGGAGCACCGCCUGCUUGGCCUUUGAGCUCGCCACGGGCGACUAUUUGUUCGACCCCCACGCCGGCGAGUCGUACAGUCGUGACGAAGAUCACUUGGCGCACAUUGUCGAGCUGCUGGGCUCCAUACCGCAGUCGGUGAUCCUGCGGGGCAAGCAUGGGCUGAAGUAUUUCACCAGCUAUGGCAGCCUGAGGAACAUCACCAAGCUUAAGCCCUGGAGUCUAAAGAACGUGCUUGUGGAGAAGUACGACUGGGAUCCGGUGGAGGCCAAGAAGUUCUCCGACUUUCUUCUGCCCAUGCUCGAGUACAAUCCAGUCAUACGCGCUUCGGCAGCAGAGUGCCUGCAGCAUCCGUGGCUGGAGCAGGAAGAGUUCGUCUAGACGGCUCAAGGAGUCGUGGGAAGCUAGAGAGACAACAGACACAGGCGCACUUAAAUAAUACAUACAUAACAUACGUACUUCGAACUCGUAUUGUAUUUCUAGGCUUAACUUUUAUAUGCAAACCACUUUGUUAUAAAGAGGAAUAUUAUAUGUACGUUAGCAAGGAAAUCCGAUGAAGGAAGGUUAGCAGUAUAGGACUCGAUACACACACCUUAUACACAUACGACAUGUGAAGAGGACGUUCCGCAUGGAAUUUUUUAAGCUUUUUAAUUUUUUGUACUUGAGAGCUUUAAAAUGUAAUUACUAAAGAAGCGAUUUUAUUUUUAACGAUAAAUGCAAACGCGAGAAGGUGCGCAAAAUGUUUUUCAAGUUUUUAUUUCGACAACGUGCAUAUAAGUAUAAACAUACAUAUAUAUUUUUUAUUAAAUGAGAAACAAGUGAAACAAAAACAAAAGACAAUGACGACAAUUUUGAAGUCAACAGAUGCCUAAACUGACUGACCGAAAAGGAAAACAUUUUCAUGCGAAACCAAAUAAAACAUGCUAAAUAAAUUAUACGAACUAGAAAAAUAUUCAGCAUCACAUAAUUAACGAUACCUUCUAUAAAAUUAAUAAUAUAGUAUGUGUAUAAUUAACGAAGCCCAAUUGUAGAUAUCGAGAAUGUUUAACAGAAAUACAGAUGAAAAUUCAAAUAAUGACAGCUUUUUAGCAGCGUGUAGUGAUUUUGGUACAUUUAACCGAAACUUAUUGUAGAACCUUAAGUCUAUUUUGGAGAUAAGCAGAUUUCAGCGAAGUGUUCUCCUACCCAAUUUCGGUUUAACACAUUUAUUAUUUUAUUAAAUUUAAAAAAGUUGCCAGCAUCCGAGAAAAUUAACUUUUCCCAAUUCACUGCAAUUAGCAAUAAAUCAAUAACUCAUUGAAUAAAAGUCUUUGUAUCGGAAUUGAAAACUCAAAA